AUGAGCGUUACUAUUGGUACCCCACUUCAAUCAUCUGCAUUUAAAGUUUUACUGUUAGGUUCAGGAGAGCUUGGUAAAGAAGUGGUGAUUUCAUUACAACGACUUGGUGUUGAAGUUCACGCGGCAGACCGCUACGAAAACGCACCUGCCAUGCAAGUUGCUCAUUUCUCUUAUGCCUUAAACAUGGCAGAUGCAACAGAAUUAAAAGCUUUAAUUGAAAAAGUAAAACCCAAUCUUAUUGUUCCAGAAAUUGAAGCGAUUGCUACUCAAGUAUUAGUCGAAAUCGAACAACAAAAUAUUGCAACCGUGAUCCCUUCGGCAAAAGCAGUGAAUUUAACCAUGAACCGUGAAGGGAUUCGUCGUUUAGCGGCGGAAGAACUUGGUUUACCCACUUCCGCUUACCGUUUUGCCAAUACAUUAGAAAGCUUCCGUUCUGCAUGUGAUGACAUUGGUUAUCCGAACUUUGUUAAACCUGUAAUGUCUUCCUCUGGUAAGGGGCAAUCUCGUGUCAAAGAAUAUGCUGAAGUAGAUGCAGCUUGGGAAUAUGCUCAAACUGGUGGUCGGGUAAAUCAAGGUACAGUCAUCGUUGAGUCACAAAUUGACUUUGAUUUUGAAAUCACCUUACUCACUGUACGUUCGAAAAAUCCAGAAACAGGUGAAAUUGAAACCGCUUAUUGUGACCCAAUUGGGCAUCGUCAAGAUUCAGGCGACUAUGUAGAAAGUUGGCAGCCCCAAGCAAUGACAGAAGCAGCUUUAAAUGAAGCCAAACGCAUUGCCAAUAAAGUCACUGUAGCACUUGGUGGCUGUGGGAUUUUUGGGGUAGAACUGUUUGUAAAAGGUGAUAAAGUAUGGUUUAGUGAAGUAUCACCGCGUCCACACGAUACAGGCUUAGUCACACUUGCAUCACAAUUCCAAAGCGAAUUUGAAUUACAUGCACGUGCGAUUUUGGGUUUACCUGUCAAUACUGAACGACAUAGUAUUGCUGCAAGUGCUACUUACGCCUGUUCGGUAAACCUGAAGGAUUUAAACGUCGUCGUAUGGGCGUGGCAACAGCACGUGCUGAAACAACAGACCAAGCACGUGAACUUGCACAAGAAACGGCUGCAAAAGUCACUGUUCAUUUAA
Oppiella nova is the source of this 1125-nucleotide messenger RNA. The record is from the annotation of a GenBank genome assembly. NCBI's taxonomy places the organism in Eukaryota, Metazoa, Arthropoda, Arachnida, Sarcoptiformes, Oppiidae.